Molecule: messenger RNA, 1615 nt
Organism: Candoia aspera
Lineage: Eukaryota; Metazoa; Chordata; Lepidosauria; Squamata; Candoiidae
Gene: GDPD3
Product: glycerophosphodiester phosphodiesterase domain containing 3
Exons: 10
Coding region: 363-1319 (318 amino acids)
Biological process (GO): glycerophospholipid catabolic process
Cellular component (GO): endoplasmic reticulum membrane
Molecular function (GO): phosphoric diester hydrolase activity; phosphatidylcholine lysophospholipase A1 activity
Source: RefSeq, a predicted model, not a curated record
CAAAGUGAAGUUGGGGAGGUCCUGGCAGCUAAGGGGAGGGUUAAGUUUCUGUCCUUUUUACUCCUACACACCUUUCUCUUCCUCCUUCAGUCCCUCAGAAAUCUCACUAUCUUGCUUACCUAACGCUUUCAGUGUUCACUGAACCAGGAAUUCAGGAAUCCCAAUCAACCUGAUUUCACCCACCAAAUGUUGCCGGAGUCUACGCAGAUGGCCUAAUCCCUGCUUUUCUUCCUAUGAUCCCAAUCCAUGAGCACUCUUCAGUCCAGAGAAUCCAGGUGUCCCAGCUCCUGACUGCUCCUCCCUGCCUUAACCUACCACACCUAGAAUACUAACCAGCUGCCUCUACUUCCCCACGUGCCACGAUGAGCUACCACUUACUCUUUGGGCUACCUGCCUUCGGAAUCUACGCACUAGCAUCUUAUUAUUUUCGGAAGAAGCCACAUCUCCUUCACAAACCACGCAAGUUUCCUGUUCGAUGCUUGCACGUCUCGCACAGGGGUGGUGCUGGAGACCAGAUUGAAAACACUUUGGGAGCCUUUAAAAAUGCAGUGAACCAGGGGACAAACCUGCUUGAACUUGACUGCCACAUAACCAAAGAUGGGGUUGUGGUUGUGUCCCACGAUGAUAAUCUCAAACGCGAGACAGGACACAACAUUGAUAUCAGUCUCACAGAAUAUAAGGAUUUGCCACCGUAUAAGUCUUGUCUGGCGGUGACCUUUUCCCCAGCAGGCAGCUACUCCCAUGGCAGUGAUCACCGGAUUCCACGUUUGGAAGAGGUUUUUGAGCAAUUCCCUGAAGUCCCUGUUAAUAUUGAAAUUAAACAGGAUAAUGAUGAGCUCAUUAAUAAGGUAGCAGAUCUUGUCCGGAAAUACCAUCGCUCCCACAUCAGCAUCUGGGCCUCCUUUGAAAGUCACGUACUAAAAAAAUGCCGGAAAGCUAACAAAGACAUGCCCUACAUCUUCUCCAUCAAGAGAGGCAUCUUCAUGCUUUUUCUCUGGUAUCUUGGACUCCUACCAUUCUUCCCUCUGAAAGAAUCUUUCCUUGAGUUUGUGCUGCCCUCAAUCAUGAACAGGACCUAUUUUCCAGUGAAAAGGGGCAAAUUUGGAGCACUACUGGCAAGUUUUACCACCAAGGUGGCAAUGAAAAAAAAGCUGUUCAAACAUCUGCAAGACAGAGGAAUACAAACUCUUCUUUGGGUUUUGAAUGAAGAUAAAGAUUUCGAAGAAGCCUUCGGCUAUGGGGUCUCUGGAGUCAUGACUGACUACCCAACCCGCCUUCGACAGUAUCUUAAUGCUCAUCCACCACUUCCCAAUGAAUGAAUUAGAAUGUUACUUUAGAAUUGGUGGUUGAAAUUUUUGAUGGGGAAUGGAGAGAGAGAAGAAAGGAGAUGGAUGCAAAAGAUAGGAAACUCAACGUCUAUUUUACACACCGAUACAGUAAGAGGACUUUGAAACAAAUAAGCAAUAUUGUUACUAGUAUGUGGCAUUUUCAGUAACUGAGUAACACAUUAGCAGGGGACUGAAGAUAUGUGAGGUCGUAGUUCCACUUCCAAACACAAAAUCUGGCUACAGUCCUGCUUGUAGAGCUGUGACAUUUUUUCAAGUUUCUGCCUUAU